Messenger RNA from Daphnia pulicaria, 4555 nucleotides. RefSeq lists its product as uncharacterized. The record is from RefSeq and is a predicted model, not a curated record. NCBI's taxonomy places the organism in Eukaryota, Metazoa, Arthropoda, Branchiopoda, Diplostraca, Daphniidae. Gene Ontology annotation, biological process: DNA integration. The transcript is spliced from 3 exons. Bases 1 to 3312 code for a protein of 1103 amino acids. Gene Ontology annotation, molecular function: zinc ion binding; nucleic acid binding.
AUGGCGUCCGCAUUGAAAUUUCCCGACCCGUUCAAUUUUACGGCAUCGAACUUGUCGCUGGAGUGGUCACAGUGGAGGCGACAGUUCGAGUGGUUUAUCAUGGCCACGCGCAAAACCGAGAAAGACGAAGAAGUUAUUGUGGGUGUGUUGUUGUCGCUACUCGGUCGGGAAGGAUUGAAAAUAUACGAAACUUUUACGUUCACGGAUCCUCUGGACGCCAAGAAGAUUGCUGAGGUACUAGACACGUUCACUGAUUAUUUCGAGCCUCUGAAGAGUGAAGUGUUCGACCGUUUCUGCUUCCACAAGCGCGUACAAAAACCAGGCGAAUCGUUUGACGCAUGGCUCGUGGAUUUGCGGAGUAUGGUAAAAACGUGCAACUAUGGAACUGAGGCUGUUGUAAAAUCGGUGAUACGUGAUCAAAUUGUGUUGGGAGUCGCGAACGAUAAUGUUCGUGAAAAGCUGCUGUUCGAGAGUAGUCUAUCGUUAGAAAGUGCGUGUGCUAUAGUUCGGGCAUGUGAAGCGUCGUCCAUGCAACUCGGACAAAUCUCGACACGUACUGAGGCCCAGGUUCAUGGUCUGAGGGACAAAGCUGCAAAGGAACACGUGCCGACACAGUCAAGCAAAUCACGAGGUGAGGACGUGAACAAUUGCGUCAAUUGUGGCAGACGACACAGAAGAAAUCAAUGCCCCGCAGCCGGUGUAACGUGUUUUGCAUGCGGAAAGCCGGGUCAUUACUCCAGGCGGUGCCCAGCGUCCAACGGACAACAACGACGAGGUUGGGCAAACGACCGUCAGAUGGCGCCACCAACAGGACAACAGCCGACACAGUCACAGCACCGACCAGCACAGCGCGGCACGUUUAUGCAACAUCAGCUACACUCCCUUGAGGGCGCAGGGGCGGUCGGCCAAGAGGAACCGCGAUUCAUGGACGAAGAAUAUGUUCUGCAUGAGCUCAAGUGCUCCAGCGGUGGAGAAGAGUGGCACGAGGAGUUAUCGGUAGAUGGCAGCGUUCCCAUUCGCUUUAAGUUGGACUCCGGUGCCACCUGCAACGUCCUCCCAUUGGAAUCAUACAAGCGCAUCCACAAGUCUAAUACAGUGCUGACCCCUGGACCACGUAUACGUAAUUAUGGCGCGAGAGGAGGUUAUCUUAACGUUCUCGGUGUGCUGACGAGUGCAGUCGUCCGUCGUGGAGUGGCGUACACCGUAAACUUCGUGGUCGUCGAUGAGCCCGGCCAACCGCCGAUCUUGGGUCUACCGACGUGCCAGCGCAUGCAGCUCAUCCAGAGAGUUCACUCCAUAACGCAAGACCCACUCAAAGACGUCCCGCCGAUUGUGUCAGAGUUCAGAGACAUCUUCACUGGGAUCGGCAAACUCCCCGUGGAACACGACAUUCGCUUGGCGACUGGUGCGAAUUACGUCGACCCGGUAGUAUGUGCCGCCAGUCGAUUGCCAUUCCGGUUGGAGGAGAAAGUGUUUAAAAAACUAGAUCAAAUGGUGAAAGACGAAAUAAUCGUUCCGGUAGUAGAGCCAACGGAGUGGGUGAGCAGGAUGCUGGUAGUUGGCAAGCCGGAUGGAGACGUUAGAAUCUGCCUAGAUCCGUCGGAGCUCAACAAAGCAAUUCUACGUCAACAUUUCGCCGUCCCGACAAUCGAACAGCUGUUCGGAAAAAUCGGGAAGGCAAAAUACUUUUGCAGCCUGGAUGCCGCCUCUGGUUUUUAUCAGAUCCCGCUCUCCGAUCGUGCGUCGUAUUUGUGCACCAUGGCCACUCCCAGAGGGCGCUACAGAUAUCUUCGUCUACCCUUUGGCAUUAAGUCCGCCCCGGAAGUAUACCUACAAGUGAUGUCCGACCUGUUUGGCGACCUUGCGGGAGUGAUCGUGUAUUUCGACGACUUCCUGGUGACUGGAGAGACGAUUGAAGAGUUGGAGGCCAACUUACGGCAGUUGCCGUGGUUGGGACACAUAAUCGGACAAGGCACUCUCAGCCCGGACCCGGAAAAAGUGGAGGCUAUUGUCAAUAUGCCCGAUCCUACCGACAAGACUGGUCUAACUCGCCUAUUGGGAAUGAAGGAUGUGGCCUGGUUCUGGGACAGUCAACAACGGAAAGCCCUGUCGGAGCUCAAAAACGCUAUGUCGUCCCUGCCGAUUCUCCGCCUGUUCGACGUCAACCGCCCCGUCGUUGUCUCCGUCGACGCUUCGCCAAUCGGGAUAGGUGCAGUGUUAAUGCAAGAAGGACAGCCGGUGGCGUUUUCAUCCACGACGCUCACGGCCACCCAAAAGAGAUAUUGCCAAAUCGAAAAGGAAUUGUUGGCCGUCCAGUUCGGCCUCACCCGUUUUCGACAGUACGUGUACGGUCAGCGCGUGACUGUAGAGUCCGAUCACAAGCCACUAGUCGGCUUGUUAGACAAGCCCAUAGCGUCGUGUUCUCCCAGAAUUCAACGAAUGAGGUUGCAGCUGCAACGAUUCGAUUUUCAGUUGGUGUACAAGCCGGGCAAAGAACUUUUUAUUGCCGACACCCUCAGUCGAGCGCCAUCCCCCCGCGUGUAUAGUGACGACGUCACCACCGAGUGCGAGGAACAAGUACACCAUGUCAUCAACAGUGUGGCACCAAUGGAAUCGACCCGUCAGCGGUACGCGAGAGCUACUGCCGAAGACCCUACGCUCCAACUAUUGCAGUCAGUCAUGCUGGCGGGUUGGCCGGAACAUAGAAGCCAGUGUCCUGCAGCAAUCAAACCAUUUUGGCCAGUUCGACACGACUUGGCAGUAGUCGGCGGCGUGGUUCUGUUAGGAUCCCGGCUAGUGGUACCAGUGGCGCUGCGCCGUGAAGCGAUGGAUGGCGUCCAUGAUGGCCACUUCGGAGAGACCAAAAGUGUACUGCGGGCCAAGUCUUCGGUCUAUUGGCCGGGUUGGGAGGACCACGUCAGAAAUGUGGUAGCCAGUUGUCCCGUGUGCCAAGAAAACAGACCGAAAAAUCCCAAGCUGCCCCUGUUUCCGGUCCGGAUUCCGGAAUACGCGUUUCAGUUGGUUUCGGCGGACCUCUUUGAGUUCAAUAACGUGAACUACAUCUUAGUCGUCGAUUCCUACAGUAAGUGGCCGUGUGUGGUGCCGUUGCGGUCCGUUACGUCGUCAGCCGUCAUCAACGAAAUGACACGUUUCUUCUGUGAUUUCGGCCGUCCAGAAACACUCGAGUCCGACAACGGAACACAGUUUGCAUCCGCCGAGUUUCGUGAGUUCUGUCGCACUUUGGGCAUCGCGCAAGUAACGUCGAGUCCUGAGUUUGCUCAAUCGAACGGGCUGGUGGAACGGCACAUCUAGACCGUGAAGAAAACAAUCUUGAAGAUGUUCGCGGAUGGCAAAUCUUUGUGGGAAGCGCUGUCGGCAAUCCGCUCGACACCAAUCUCUAGUGUUCUUCCAUCACCGUCGGUGCUUCUACAAGGACGGAAUUUUCGAGGAAAUCUCCCUUUUCUGCCGUCUGAGUUGACACCCCGGCUCGUGCCUGCAUCGGCAGUGGCGUCAGAACUAUGUCGCAGGCAAGCUAAAGCUGUAUUUGACACGCCCCGGCGGACAGACGCGCGGUCGUCCGUCCUUCAUGUGGGACAGCGAGUGAGAACCCUGGUCGGCAAGAAGUGGCGUCCCGGUGCGGUCCAAUCCGUCUGCAAGGAGCCUCAUUCGUAUUUCAUCCGUCUGUCAGACGGCCGCUUAUUUCGUCGGACUAGAUGGGCCGUCAACGUCGACAAAGGUGUCGCAAACGCCGUGGAUACGGGCCUUUGGGCUUCGGUUGGAACAAACGACACUACCCCGGUUCCAUCGUCAGGCCAGCAGCCAAUAGCCCCCUCGUCGGUCACUAUGCGUCGCCCGUUUCAGCAACGACAUUCGAGAGCGGCGGAGAUACCACCCGCCUGUCCGUCUCCAGCCCGCGCGGCCGUCCCGAGAGUCGAUACCCCGGCUCCGCCAACGCCGGUCUCGAGCCACGUCAGCCAACAGGGGGCGCAACAGUACAGUGGCGGUCGUCGAAGUUCGAGUUGGCAGGACGAAGGCCCUUCGCGAGCAGUCCCGGUCCGCCUCUUUCCGUCCGGGCGGCCGGCCACAACAGAGGAGCAGCCCGGCAGUUCGGAUCCCGUCCCAACGUCGUCGAGUUCGUCCGAACCGUUUGGCACAACAAGAUCGGGUGUUAAAUUUGGUAUUGGUCACGCUUAGUUCAUCCCAGAGCGUCAGUGGGACUGAUCGCGUCGACAGCGGUUGUUUAUCCCGAUUGUCUGUUUGUCUGUCUUUUUCCCCCCUUGUGCCCGUUAUUCGUGUCUCAAUAUUGUCCUCGUCUGUACCGUUUGUUGAUGUGGGUUGGUUAAUGGGGCAUUUUUGGAGGAGGGGGGCAAAAGUGUUAAUUCAGAAGUGUGUUGUUCUUCAGUUGGUAUAAACGUAAUCAUCAUCUUGUGUUUGUUAUGUUGUGUAUGGAGAGGGGAAGAUGUUGUAUGUACUUGUAUGUCGACCGCUAGAGGGACACCUCCGGUGGUGAGACAUACGAACACGCAGACAAUACAAGUUCAGUUCAGAUCUCACA